CCAGUGCCCAGUGUCCUGUGUAUGUAUUCUUAAAUUACAGUUUGCAUUACAAAGUUUGCUUAGUUAGCUAAUUAGUUAAAUGAGAUUAGCCUAGUCACUGCAAAGUGUAUCCCAUUAAAAAUCUGCAAUGCAUUGUCCCUUGUAUGACUUCUAGUGACCCUAGGACCCCUACCUUGAUUUUAGCUACCCUUUUGUAAACUUCCUUUAUGUAUGAUGUUGCAGUUUAAUGUGUUAUAUAAAGAGCCCAGGGAAUGAACAGGCCUGGGAACAUAGGUACACUCCCAUUAGCAGUCUAGAACGGUAGAAAGCCUAUUUGAAAUACAUCUGGUAUUGAGACCUAUACUGUCGCUUCAGAUUACGUUAGCUCCCAUAAUUGUAUGUUGCUGCUACAGUUGCUUGGUAAUGAUUAGGCCGCACUGUGAUGUUCACCUGCUGUUCAAGUCGGCCAGAAGCGAUGAUGUUCUUCUCUGUGUGAUUCCACUUUGAGACUGUUUUGUUUCCAGAUUUGCCUCGGGUGCAACAAAGAAUGAUGGCGUACUUCACUUGAAACAGAACUAACAGUAAAUGAAAGCCGGUGGGACCAGUUAGCACGACUAUUUGCGCAAAAGUAACUUAUGCCAAGUUUCAUUUGGCAUCGGUACUUCACGAUGAGCUAAUCUCAAAAAAGAUCCUUAAGUCAUCAAAUGGACCCAUUUCUGAGUCCACUUCUCCUUAGAUGCUUAAUUAUGACCAGGUGCUAGGACAAACAACUGGUGUCGCGUUACAGAUAUGUGGACAUGCGACUGAGAGAUAAUAUACAUUAACAACAGCAUGAGGAUGGAACACCAAAAAUGCCACAAAAUAUAUACAAAAGAAUGCAUUUUCUGUAUAUUAUACAGUAUAACUUAUUCACUAGUAACUCAAAGCUAAAACUAAACCUGGGUCAGCAUCUGAGUGGCCCUUUCAGAACUUGCAUAACACAAUAAGGAAGGUUAUUUUUGAACAUUAACACAUUAUCCUUUUUAUAGUCAUGACUUCCUGCAAACUGACUCUGAGUAAUGCACAUAUACCAGCAUUUAUUUUUGUGUUCUUACCUGUUAGUUCAUGUUUUGUUUACAAGAGUGCUGUUACACAUUUAGAAGGUGUGUGGGUGUGAUUAUGGGGUAUGGUGAGUACCAAAAUGUAGUUUUCUUGUUUUUCCACUCCUAUUGGUUAGGUGGUCAUGGAGUGUAGAGUCUGGAUUUGUGAAGGAGGUAAUAUAAGCUAAUGAAAUGUAUGACUGCUAAAUAAAAUAACGUUACAGUCUAACAAUCCAAGAGGUUUGCUCUUGCUUUGGCAUGACUAGUUAGGCUACAUUUUCAUGUCUUGACAAGAUGGGUGAUCAUAGUCUACAUUCACUGUACGACACCACAGGACCUUAUCAGGCCCUCGCUGUGGAUGAAGCACAGCUGGAUGUUCUGGGGCAGCGGAGGGAAAAGCAGUGCCGCUCUGUGUGGCAGAAGCUGAAGGCUGAGCUGCGGUGUUCUGGUCCUCGUGUGAAGAGCUGUUUUCUGUCUGGUGUUCCUCUUCUGUCAUGGCUCCCGCAUUACCCGUUCAAAGAAAAUGCUUUUGGAGAUCUGAUCUCAGGAAUCAGUGUGGGCAUCAUGCACCUGCCACAAGGAAUGGCUAAUGCUAUACUAGCUAAUGUGCCUCCUGUGUUUGGUCUCUACUCCUCUUUCUACCCGAUCCUCAUUUACUUCAUCUUUGGGACUUCUAAACACAUCUCAGUGGGUACUUUCUCUAUCCUCGCUAUCAUGGUCGGCAUCGUGAUAAAAGACAUGGAGUUUGCAGAUGACAGAGCAGAGAGAAAUGAGAAUGAUGCUGAGAUGGACAGAGUCAUUUUAGCCGCCCAACUGACCAUUCUGUGUGGAUUAAUACAGAUCCUGCUGUGUGUGUUGCGUUGUGGAGGAGUGUGUCGAUGGCUGUCUCGGCCAUUGGUCAGUGGGUACACCACUGCAGCUGCGUUCCAUGUGACCGUACACCAGCUCCCUUUACUGAUGGGCAUCUCUACACAUACACACAGAGGAUUUCUGGCCAUGGCUUGGACAUUCAUGGAUGUUUUGUAUCAUGUCACUGGAGCAUCGCCUGGGACACUAGUGGUCUCCUCUGUUUCCAUGGCGAUCCUUGCAGGAGGGAAAAUAUUGAACUCUCGGCUUAAAGGCCGUUUACCUAUGCCAAUUCCCUGGGAAUUACUGCUGGUUAUUUUGGCCAUUGUGCUGUCAGAGCAGUUAGAUUUGCCUGGACGGUAUGGUGUUCAGACAGUGGGGACAAUACCCACAGGUCUCUCUGCUCCAGCUCUCCCUACGCUGUCCCUGUCUAAGGAGUUGUUGCUGCCUUCUCUAGCUCUCGCUGUUGUAGGUUUUGGGUUAAAUGCUUCUCUGGGCACCAUGUACGCCCUUAAACAUGGGUACCGCUUCCAUAGCAACCAGGAGCUGCUGGCUCUGGGCGUCUGUAAUGCAGUUGGUGGGCUGUUUCAAUGUUUUGCAGUGAGCUGCUCCAUGUCCCGCAGCAUGGUGCAGGAGAGCACUGGAGGAAAGACUCAGGUUUCAGCUCUUGUAUCUGCUUUGCUUAUCUUGGCAGUUCUGCUGAAGUUUGGACCGCUAUUUGAAAAGCUUCCAAAGGCGGUCCUGGCUGUGAUUGUUUUGGUGAAUCUGCAGGGGAUUUUUGCUCAGAUCAAGGACGUGCCAAAACUCUGGGCUACAGAUCGGCUAGAUUUAUUAGUGUGGUCAGUGUCUCUGCUCUCUGCUCUGUUGUUGAAUCUGGAUGUGGGACUCGGAGCUGCUGUUGUGUUUUCCCUAUUCACUGUCGUCUUCAGAACGCAACGUCCCAGGUUUGCUGUUCUCGGGGUCAUCCCUGGCUCUGACUGUUAUAGAGAUGUGAGAGUGUACAUGAAGGUGAAGCAGGUUCCUGGAGUGACUGUGUUCUCCUGUUCAAAUCCUCUGUACUUCGCUAACACUGAUCUUUACUUCAGAUCACUAAGAGAGGCUGUAAAGACAGGUUUGAAGGAGAACCCUACAGUAAGUCCUCCAGGCCAACAGGGUGCAGUAUCUCAACACUGUGUCAUUCUGGAACUGAGCGGCGUGUGCUUUAUGGAUUCAACUUCCAUCAUCGUGCUCAGAACUGUGGUCGAGGAGUUUGAGGCUAGGCAGAUCUCUCUCUUUCUCGCUGCCUGUCCAGAUUAUCUCUUCUCUCAGAUGAAGGAUCAUGAUUUAGUUCCAGACUGUUUGGCGAGAUGUUGUUUUUUCCCCUCAGUGCACCAUGCUGUUCAGCACUGGCAGCAAAUACAGACUUGGACCCGCUGAAGACUGACAAAUUCAAACACUCACUCCUACAGAUGGACUGGAUUGACCCUUCAACUUUGACGGCGAUCCUUCUGCUGAUAGGUUUACAGGAAAGCUUUUGUAUAAUGUAUAGCCUCAUGUUUAAGAUUAAUUCCUUUUGAAUGGAAUGAAGUCUGUCUUAGCAUGCUCUGUUAGUUUUUAAAACAUCUGUAAUUCAUUCAUUUGUUUUGACUAAUAAACUUCCUUUUCCAGAGGAAUACACUGUUCCAGCA
This is a messenger RNA of Pygocentrus nattereri (red-bellied piranha), 3571 nucleotides long. Its product is annotated as solute carrier family 26 member 6-like. The coding region runs from base 1353 to 3320 and encodes 655 amino acids. Gene Ontology annotation, molecular function: secondary active sulfate transmembrane transporter activity; oxalate transmembrane transporter activity; bicarbonate transmembrane transporter activity. The record is from RefSeq and is a predicted model, not a curated record. Gene Ontology annotation, biological process: transmembrane transport. Lineage: Eukaryota; Metazoa; Chordata; Actinopteri; Characiformes; Serrasalmidae. Gene Ontology annotation, cellular component: membrane. The transcript has 19 exons.